UUCGUUUUCAGUUCCCAACGCUGCGAUGCCGGUGGCGCACGUCUCGCCGGUCGCCCGCCGACCACUCUACGUAGCGUCGAUCGCGCCGAUACUUUUCCAACUAAUAAAUCAGGCGAGCCGAACGAAGUAACCUCACGGACAGAUUAUACAUCGAUAUGAGAUAACAAGCGAGUUCCCACUGCGGUGAUUAAUCGCCAAAGUCCGUUCAACUCGAAUGAUUCGAGCGUAAUCUUCGGUUUGGUUUUAGAAGCGGGUAACGUAAACAGAUAAACAUUGUUGAAGUUUUCCGGAACGGUUUGUUGAUGUUGGGCUUAGUAGUAUAGGGUGCAUUGUAUGGAUUGUUAUGCGAUAAUGCGUGUCGGGUGUUUCGAUUCGAGGUAGUCGAGUCAGUGUGUGCCGGGUUGAGGAUGCGGGGCCAGUGGACGGCGGCGCUGGUGUGGGCGGCGCUGGCGGCGGCGCUGGCGGACUCCUGGACGGCCUUCCAGGAGCAGCCGUGCUGCCGGCCGGUGUCCCACCACCGCGUCAGGCACCACCGAGAUAACAUACGAGAGUUUUCUUGCGGCAACCUCUUCUACCGCACUCUGUACAUGAACGAAGAUAGAAAUAUAUUAUAUGUUGGUGCUAUGGACCGAGUGUUCAAACUGAACAUGACCGAUAUUAGUCAGUCCCAUUGUGAGAGGGACGCAUUGCUACUAGAAGCUAGUAACGUGGCUCGGUGCGUGAGUAAAGGCAAAUCCGAGCCGUUUGAAUGUCGGAAUCACAUCCGCGUGCUUCAGCCUAUUGGAGACGGCGAGCGGCUCUACAUCUGCGGUACCAACGCGCACAGCCCUAAGGACUGGGUGGUCUAUUUAAACUUAACACAUCUGCCACGCCACGAAUACAUCCCAGGCGUGGGCCUAGGCGUCGCAAAGUGUCCAUACGACCCAGCAGACAACAGCACAGCAGUUUGGGUCACAGAAGGCAACCCUGGAGGACUACCAGCUAUCUACGCCGGAACCAACGCGGAGUUUACAAAAGCUGACCCAGUCAUAUUUAGAAAUGACCUGUUUGACUUCAGAACAGGACAGAAAAAGUUCAACUUUAAAAGAACACUGAAAUAUGACUCAAAGUGGCUCGAUAAAACCAACUUUGUCGGGUCAUUUGAUGUCGGGGAGUAUGUUUUGUUCUUCUUUCGAGAAACGGCAGUGGAGUUUAUGAACUGUGGCAAAGCAGUGUACUCUAGAGUGGCCAGGGUCUGCAAGCACGAUACCGGCGGCAAACACAUACUUAGCCAGAACUGGGCCACCUACCUUAAAGCCAGACUUAACUGCAGCAUUCCAGGAGAAUUUCCAUUCUAUUUCGACGAAAUACAGAGCGUGUACCAAAUGCCGGGGGAUCCCAGUAAGUUUUAUGCGGCAUUUACGACGGGCGCCAGCGACGGACUAGUGGGCUCUGCUAUCUGCACGUACACCAUGGAUGACAUACAAGAAGCCUUCAGCGGACGCUUUAAAGAACAGGCGACGUCAAGUUCCGCGUGGCUGCCGGUGCUGCGCGCGCGCGUGCCCGAGCCGCGGCCUGGCACGUGCGUCAACAACACCGAGGCGCUGCCAGACAACGUGCUCAACUUCAUCAGGUCUCACCCGUUGAUGGACUCCGCUGUGAGACACGAAGGAGAUGCGCCAGCCUUCUACAAGAGGGACCUAGUGUUAACCACACUGGUGGUAGAUCGACAGUUUGUCGACAUGCUUGGGGACGACAUAACCUACACCGUGUUUUAUGCCGGCACCAGCGCGGGCGAAGUGUACAAAAUAGUGCAGUGGGCGGGCGGCGGGUCGCGCGUGGCCGACGUGUGGCGCGCGGCCGGCUCGGAGCCCGUGCGCGCGCUCGCGCUAUCUCGUCGUGCGCACGCGCUUUAUCUUGCGACCGACUACCGCCUGAGGCAGUUGCCUUUGCGCGUCUGCGCUCAUCGGUACGACAGCUGCGUACGCUGCGUCCUAGACCCUUACUGCGGUUGGGACAAAGAGGCAGGCCUUUGCCGGCCCUACGCGCCAGGCCUGCUUCACGACGCCACCAACUCCACGCCUUCUAUCUGCGAGGCCUCCGCCCCCCUUCGGACUGUCAGGGCUGGGUAUGGCCAGAGUGUCCACCUGGCUGCCUUCGUCAAGACCCCAGAGGCCUUGAAGGACCAGGUCGUGGUCUGGUACCACCACUCUAGAGAGAAAGGGCGAUAUAGGAUUAAUUUUAACUGGGAGCGUGUGCUCCAGACUUCGGAGCGCGGGCUGGUGCUUCUCUCGGUGACGGACGCCGACCGCGGCCGCUACGAGUGCUACUACGGGCCCACGCUCACCGCCUCCUACAACCUGGACAUCGAUGUCCACAGAUGUACACAGCCCAGCAAAACACAAGAGUACAAGCAAGUGUAUUCGGAUUGGUGUCACGAGUUUGAAAAAUACAAAAGCGCGAUGAAAGCUUGGGAGUCUAGACAAAUGCAAUGCUCCAAAAACCUGAACGCAUCGAGCCAGCAAAACAGCAUGGCGAACGAGAUCGUCGCGUCGCUGCGGUGAUAGGCCCUCUAGUGAUUAAUGAACGAUUACGCCGACGUGAACUAGCCGAUGCGCCCCAACCAGGAUGACAGAUGCCCCUAUCGCCAGACUAUGCCACUCACUUAUCUGCAAUCAGCAAAUACGCUGCUUGGAAAUGCGUUUUCGUAGAUUGUUAUAGGAGACAAAAUGCAAUGUUUCUACAUAUGGGUGAUGAGACUGACAGAGUGUGCAUCAAUGAGUCAUUCAUUUUUAUACCACGUGGAUCACAGAUUUUCUAUGAUUUAUAACUGAAUUAAGCAACUAAAUUCUCGGCAAUUAAAGACCUGAUAUAUAUUAAAUAGAUUGAAAAGCUAUACUGAGAAAUAUUGUUCACGAAACUGAAGAGACAUUGUAUAAAAUCGUCGAGAUCAAGAGUUUAUUUUCGUUAAAAAAUUCUUUUACAAAUUGACUCAUUCGUAGCAUCGAGAAUGACUAGUAAGGGAAGCAUUGAAAGGGGACGAUAAUGUAGUGAAGGGAUGAUCUGUUAGAAUAGAUUUGUUGCUCGUUCCGGGCGGCGCGCUUGAUGGAUCACUGACUUCUGCUCAACUUUGGUUACAAGUUCCUUUUGUUUGCGCGCAGAUCGUGCGGAAUAAUAUCGUAUGGUUCGUGUCGGCGAAGUUAAUGUUAAAGUAUUGUUGAAGAAAGCGACUGAGUAAUAUUAUUGUAAGCCGUGAACUUUCCGACGAAACUUUUCUCGAACACUGAUUAAUCAAUCAAAAUGGGGCUUACGCUCGUCACUUGGAUUGUAAUGUAAAUAUUUCACUAAACACGUUGUUUCAAAAUUAUGAGGGUAAGAUUCCAUCAAUACAAAAUGCUGUGAUAUCAGUUCCCGUUGGAAUAAUGCCAUUGUAAAAUACAAAAAUAAUAAAGUAGCGUUUCAUUUUGUUAAAAAUUGAUGUUCGAAUGCAUAAGUGUUUCAAUAAGAAGACAUUUUAUUUUUAAUUAUUAAGAGCUCGAUAAAUGUACAUUUAAAUGCAAGAUGAAUUGGACUAAUUGUAUGUAUAGGUUCAUUUAAAACUGAAUAAAUUUUAUAAAGCUAGUCUCGUCAGAGAGUUAUAGGUAAAAUAAUGAGCAAUAUGAACGCCAAUUUAGACCUAAGCGUAUGUGUAAUAAAAGCUUAUUAUACAUAAUCUACGAAAUGAAGCGUUGACGCAUAGACUUAAUAGCAUUUAUAAGAAUAAGUUUUGUUAUUCGGUGACCACUGAAGUCAUGUUUGACCACAGUUUCACAUAAGUUUCAUUAUUGAUUACAUAGUUUCAUUACAAAAGUCGAUUGUUAUUGAGUUAUUGCCGUAAAAUGUAAUUUUAGGCCCGAUUUCGGACUCUGAAACCGAAUUUAAUAGUAGUUAUGUUGUUCACGUAUUGAGUUUAUUAAAUCUCGCUAGAAUAGUGCCUUGUGAAGCAUGCUUACGAUACGAUAGAAACCUAUUUAAAUGAAUUAAUUAAUAUUAGAUAAGGACUAUUUUUGUGUACAAUGUAAAAACCAGUAGAGUUUAUGUAAUUCAUUAUAGAAUGUUAACAAAUCAUGCGUAAAUGAAGCAAUAAUGUUCCACUGAAAAAAAAAAGUUGCCAGUAUUAAAACUUGCAGAGAUUAGCUAGUACAUUACUUAAAUUAAGAUUCCAUACUAGAUUAAUAAGCAAUCGUUCUAUUUAUUUAAUUAUUUCUCAAAUUAAGACAGUUCAUAAAGCACAAGUUUUUAAUUUAUAUUACCAACUUAAAUCUUCCUACUUAUUAAAUUAAUGCGCGUUUACAUUAAUACGUUAAAUUGUUACCUAAAAGUAUGCAUUUGUAAUUGUAAGCGUCAGUGUUAAAAAUAUUUUAAUUCGAUGAGGUAUUCAAGUUACAUUCACAUUCACAUUAAUUAAUACAAAUUAUGUUAAUUUUUGCAUCUACCACAAAUGGAAGAUUCGUUUUGUUAGUGAAAAAAAUGUUAUUGUAUAAAAUACUGUAAAUAACGGUUUUUUUGGUAGAAAGAUCGCUAUUAUAUGUUUACUGUAAAAAAUAAAUGACUAAGCUAUUAAUAUUAUAAGCGAUUGUUUUAUAAAAGGAAAACGAAAAUAAAUUAUUUUAGAACUA
Molecule: messenger RNA, 4637 nt
Organism: Ostrinia nubilalis (European corn borer)
Lineage: Eukaryota; Metazoa; Arthropoda; Insecta; Lepidoptera; Crambidae
Product: semaphorin-2A-like
Exons: 14
Coding region: 408-2543 (711 amino acids)
Biological process (GO): axon guidance; negative chemotaxis; semaphorin-plexin signaling pathway
Molecular function (GO): chemorepellent activity; semaphorin receptor binding
Source: RefSeq, a predicted model, not a curated record